UUCCGGUCCGGCGCACGAGCGGGGCAUGUCCUAGAAAACAUUUCGCCUUUCCCUCGUUUAUUGUUAUUUAUUGUCAUUUUUGUUGUGAUUUAGUGCCUUUUAUUUUCCAGUUUUCCUCCCGUUCAUACGCUGUCAGUGCUGCCGUGAACCCGAAGAUGCCUCCUAAAACUAUGGAACCUCUGGCCAAGAGGCUGAUGAAGGGGGUGAUUGUCCUGGAGGUGUUGGGGGUGUUAGGAGCAUACGGUCUGUUCCACAUGAUGAACUCCAGCCGAGAUUUCAGGAACACCAUGAACAGACGCUUCCCAUCCGUCCUCGAAGUUUAUUACAAGUCCAACGAGUGGGCGGGGAUCUACGGCAUCCGAGAGGGAGACCACGAGGCCUGGUCCACCAAACAGGACUGAGGCUCGUUCCUCUUCUACUUCUUCCUCUUCUUGUUCCCGAACAUCCUGCUUCCCGUCACGGCUCGACCGAACGGCGUCCUCUUCCGGUUGAACGUGGCCUUCUUCCUGCGUAGCGUCUUGACGUCGCGGUCGUGGAUCCAGUCGUCGCGCUGAGAUUCCCACUUGAGCUGUUUCACACCUGGAAGAGUUCAGAGAGGACCCGGGUCAGGUUUAGUCAAACCGG
Sphaeramia orbicularis (orbiculate cardinalfish) is the source of this 624-nucleotide messenger RNA. RefSeq names its product protein CEBPZOS. The transcript is spliced from 4 exons. NCBI's taxonomy places the organism in Eukaryota, Metazoa, Chordata, Actinopteri, Kurtiformes, Apogonidae. Bases 156 to 401 code for a protein of 81 amino acids. The record is from RefSeq and is a predicted model, not a curated record.